Ectocarpus sp. CCAP 1310/34 is the source of this 1688-nucleotide messenger RNA. Lineage: Eukaryota; Phaeophyceae; Ectocarpales; Ectocarpaceae. The record is from the annotation of a GenBank genome assembly.
AUGAUGGACCGCCCCCCGUUCUUCUGUAACAGACGCACGAGCCUACUGCAGCCAUGGCUGUCUGUCUGGCGUCUGUCUGUCUGUCUGCGCGCCCUAAAUACCCAGCAGACUCGAGCCCAUUUCACCAUCUCGGCACCAAAUUGCAAACUAAAACUUGCGCACAACAAGUAACAUUUUGCCCGAGCUGUCCCAACCGCUACCUUUGCAAUCCGUGGUCGGUGUCUCGAGAUAGCACACCGUUUGUGCAAAUAUAUAUGUCACAUGGACGCAUCCCCGGGAGGCGUCGUCAUUUUUGUUUUUCUCUGGGCAACAAACUACACGCACGCAAGAAACCACGACGCACUGCCGUGCUGCACACAUUGCUGCUGCUACUGGCAAGACACGCACUACACAGAGACAGGGAACAUGGACAAGGGGGGCGGGACACACACACAUACUGCUGUUGGCGACGGCGGAGGAAGCGGGGAACGUUUGGUUGGUCUGGGGUUCAUUCAUCGCUGAUGAUGUUGUUGCUGUUGUCUCCGUUGUUUGUUGUUGUUGUUCAACGCUGCCGGCCUUUUUUUCGCCUUUUUUUCUCUGGAGAGAGAGGGAGUCCCACCAACCAGCGUGUGUUGCACACACCACACAGCGAGAGCGGGACGGGAGCAGGGUGUGCCCUAUACUACUGCUGCUGCUAGCUUUCGGCGGAGGAAGCGAGAGGAGAGAUAUUGAUUGGGUCUCUGUGGGUCCAUCGGUUGGUUGUUGUUAUUGUGUUGCGACGCGGCGGGAGGGAGCGGCCUCUGACUCUGCUCUGGAGAGAGGCACACAUACAUCACAGCACGGGACCAGUAACACAUCACGCUCGUUCCUAGACGAUGUAGUACCACUGCUGUGCUGUGCACCUCUCUACACUCAUUGUGGGCGAGAGGGUGUGUCGCCUCUGCUGCUGCUGCUGUUGCUGUUAUCUAAAGCGGUGGCGGAAGCGUCCUGUUCAAACAAUCAGCAGCAGCAGCAGCAGCAGCACAACCCGGGGAAUUUUUCAACGUAUGUUUUUUUAAAAAUACAGUAGUCUACAUAUAUUACGACUUAGCAGACCACGCGCUGGCUCGAGGGGGGGGGUCCGAGGGGGGGUUUACCCCCCCCCGGCACUCGUAUGGUGACCCAGCAGACAACGCGUGCGGUGGACCAAGCAUACCACCCGUGUGGUGAACCCAGCAAACCACGCGCUGGCUCGAGGGGGGGGUAGUUUGACCUAGCAUAUACGACUACACGUGCGGUGGACUAGCCAAACCAUGGCCAACAAACAGCAGUAGACUGCUGUGUGACUACAUGCACAGCAGUAUAGCGUACAACGGCUCGCACGUACGACCACGCAUCAUAGGCACACACAUUCACAGGUACUGCUGAUGGAGGUGCACACGUUUGUAGCUGACAGAGCUGUGUGUGUGCAUCUCUCCCUGUGUGUGCAUCUGUAUGUAGCUGCGGCAGACAACGGGUGAGUGACGUCAACCCAGCAGAUCACGCGUAAGAGAUCCAUCUGCUGUCACCUCCAUUUGUGAGCGUACAACGAGUUCCACGACUUCCCAUGAAAGCACCUGCAGAGGAGACUUUACCUACUGUACUUUUGGUGCUGGUGCACACGUUUGUACUCACAGAAGCUGUGUGCGUAUCAAUUGCUGUGUGUGUAGCAUAGGAUCUGCAACUAACUG